AUGCCAUCCUCAAAACCUCAUCCUCCUGUCGUGGGCAAAGUGACUCAUCACAGCAUCGAGUUGUACUGGGAUCGGGAGAAGGCGGCGAGACGUCAAGGCCCACAGGAGCACUGGUUCAGGUUUUCGGUUGAGGAGGAAGACCCCAAAAUGCACACUUACGGUGUCAUCUAUACGGGAUAUGCGACUCAGCAUGUUGUCAAAGGGCUGGAGCCGAGGACACUCUACCGAUUUCGACUGAAGGUCACCAGCCCCUCCGGAGAAUACCAGUACAGUCCUGUGGUCGCGGUGUCUACGACCAGAGAGCCCAUCAGCAGCGAGCAUUUCCACCGCGCUGUCAGCGUGAAUGAUGAGGAUUUCCUCCUUCAGAUCCUUCGAGGAGGGAACGUGAAGGUCGAUGUGCCCAAUAAGUUUGGCUUCACAGCGCUGAUGGUUGCUUCUCAGAAAGGAUACACCAGGCUUGUGAAAAUCCUUGUGUCCAACGGCACCGAUGUGAAUCUGAAGAACGGAAGUGGCAAGGACAGUCUCAUGCUUGCGUGCUACGGGGGACACCUAGACAUUGUGAAGUAUCUCCGAAGACACGGUGCUUCCUGGGACACCAGAGACCUGGGAGGCUGCACGGCCCUGCACUGGGCAGCAGACGGAGGCCACUGCAACGUGAUCAAGUGGAUGAUCAAGGAGGGCUGUGAGGUAGAUGUCACGGACACCGGCUCCAGGUGGACCCCCCUCAUGCGUGUGUCUGCGGUGUCUGGAAACCAGAAGGUGGCCUCCCUUUUGAUCGAGGCCGGAGCAGACGUGAACGUGAAGGAUAAGGAUGGGAAGACCCCUCUGAUGGUGGCCGUGCUGAAUAAUCACGAAGAGUUAGUGCAGUUACUUCUUGACAAAGGGGCAGAUGCCAGUGUGAAAAAUGAGUUUGGCAAAGGUGUCCUAGAAAUGGCCCGAGUGUUUGACAGACAGAAUGUACUGUCUUUAUUGGAAGAAAGGAAAAAACAAACACAGAAGAACUCCUCUACCUGA
This is a messenger RNA of Elephantulus edwardii (Cape elephant shrew), 1014 nucleotides long. It is a transcript of the gene FANK1, whose product is annotated as fibronectin type III and ankyrin repeat domains 1. Gene Ontology annotation, cellular component: nucleus. NCBI's taxonomy places the organism in Eukaryota, Metazoa, Chordata, Mammalia, Macroscelidea, Macroscelididae. Gene Ontology annotation, molecular function: protein binding. The transcript is spliced from 10 exons. Gene Ontology annotation, biological process: regulation of apoptotic process. The coding region runs from base 1 to 1014 and encodes 337 amino acids. The record is from RefSeq and is a predicted model, not a curated record.